Messenger RNA from Serendipita indica DSM 11827, 1605 nucleotides. The record is from the annotation of a GenBank genome assembly. NCBI's taxonomy places the organism in Eukaryota, Fungi, Basidiomycota, Agaricomycetes, Sebacinales, Serendipitaceae.
AUGCGUGUGGGCUUUGCAUUCGCUUUGCUCGUUGGAGGAGUUCUCGCAGCUCCUGCGGACAAUACUCGCAAUGAAUCUGACCAAUUGCGCCUUACGCAGCCGAUUACGAACCAGGCCCAGUCCCAAGUCGCGACCGCGCAUGUUCAGCAUGGAGUCAAAGAAACCAACCAGACAAUCUACAAGUAUCUCUCUCAGCAGAUAGAGUUCACCAAGUUGGUCAAAAUUAUUGACUGGGAAAAGUCAUACAUCUCUGUUCUCAACUCUACAGAUGAUAAUAUCACAUUCUUUGCACCCAAUAACAAGGCCUUGACGCCUCCUAAACGUAGGCGCGACCAUCAACGAAGCAGUCUCUCCCUCGCCCAUAUCUAUGCUGAGCUAGAACGUCUCGAAGCCAAAGCCCAGAGACAUGAAGGAGGCGAUGACGAUGAUGACGAAGAGAAGAAGAAACGUUUCAAGAAGAUUGUUCAUGCACUUCUCAAGUAUCAUACGCUCCCAACCUCUCUCGACAAGCCGGCGUUGUACAGAAACGCCACAUAUGAAACUGCGCUCAAGGCCAAGGAUGGUUCGUUUGACGAUCAGCCAAGGAGAGUCACCGCGUCGAAUGAUCUCAUUGGACGACUUUUCAUCAAUUUCUGGGCCAAGGUCGAGUGGCUCUCUGUGUCUGCUGCCAAUGGAUACAUAUAUACGACCAAUCACCCACUCAUCCCACCACCCUCUAUCAUGGAUGAGCUGUUCCUUAUUGACGACUUCUCGACUUUGUCAUCUGCACUGCAAAAAGUAGGACUCGACGACGCUCUUCAAUGGCGUUGGAAAAAGUCGUCUCCGAGACCCAAGGUGACGGCCCAGUGGUCUCGUUGUUCGCGCCCAACAACUGGGCAUUCAAGCGGCUCCCAGCUCGUCUUCGCCUCUUGGCUUUUCUCCCCAGCCGGUGAAAAGGCACUCAAAAAACUCCUCCAGUUCCAUAUUGUACCCAACUAUAUCCUCCAUUCGGAUUGGGUACAUAAGGUCGAGGAUGAUGAUGAGUCAGCUUUCGAUAUCGACGGUCAGGACUGGUAUGAUGAAGUCAGAGCCAUUGUGACUGGCUCUCCUGACCCAACUACGCUCAUCAACCAGCUCCGAAAGCAAUUCUACAAAUGGUUCAAUCCCAUAUUCACCUCUCAUCCUACGAAGGAAAAGACUGUCAAGAAAUGUCGCCACCACGAGAAAAAGUAUAAACGCUCGCUGAUGCGUUUUGUCCCAGUCCCAUCAGCUUGGCCUCCUCAUCACUCUCCUCCAGACAUCACAGUCAAUAUCACCGUACCUACGCUGCUGGAUGAUCACUCAGUCCGAUUCGUGGUAGCCAAGCCAAAGAGGAACGAACACCACCCGGAGAGUUCGAUUGAUAAACACAACGAAAGCCAGAUGACCCCACCGCUUGCGAGGAGCUACGUCUUUGUCCAUGGAAAUCCAACUCUCGUUGAGGGCACCGCGCGCAACGGCGCAAUCUAUGCGCUUAGUCGCGUUCUUCAUCCGUUCAAGCAAGUGCAUCCAGAUGGAGAGGAUGUCUCCGAGGAGAAGAUGUGGGAAGGCUGGGAGGAUUGGCUACCUGCAUGGGGCAAUGCCUAA